Messenger RNA from Hyposmocoma kahamanoa, 6474 nucleotides. Its product is annotated as MAP7 domain-containing protein 1-like. Lineage: Eukaryota; Metazoa; Arthropoda; Insecta; Lepidoptera; Cosmopterigidae. Bases 104 to 2704 code for a protein of 866 amino acids. Gene Ontology annotation, biological process: cytoplasmic microtubule organization. The record is from RefSeq and is a predicted model, not a curated record. Gene Ontology annotation, molecular function: microtubule plus-end binding. Gene Ontology annotation, cellular component: cytoplasm; microtubule plus-end; nucleus. The transcript is spliced from 18 exons.
CGCUGGCUGGCUGGCUGUCUGGCUGAAAAUAGUGAACGAAGUCCGAGUUUUCGAAAUAUGUUCGAAUAAAAAGUGAUACUGCGAAUGACUGUCGUCUAGCAAGAUGGGUGAUGACGUGAAAGAUAUCACAGAAACCGCUGAAUAUAAAGAAAACCUUGACAGGGCGAGACUGGCGCGGGAACGACGUGAAGCAGAACAGAGGAAAAGGCUCGACGAACUGCGUGCCCACGCGGCGGCUGCGCAGGCGCAGAGGGAAAAGAGAGACGAAGAACGCCGUAGAAGGCAAGCAGAACAACGUGCCAGAGACGAUGACAGAAGACAACAGGUGGAAGAACGCAAAAGAGCGAUAUGGGAGGCUUCAGUAUCGCGACGCGAAGCGCUGUUACAGCGCGAGCGCGAUCGAACCGAGCGGCUGGAACGAGCUCGCGCGGCACGCUUCUCACCACGCACCGCCUUCGCCUUCGGCUCUUCAACACCUCGUCUCCUCGAGCCUGUAGAUUCUACAGGUUUCUUCUGGGCCGCGCGCAGCACCAACCCCAUAGAUCAGAUAAACUUUUUCGAGUCACUGGCGGCAUCAACAACAAAUGUGAUGUUCGCGUCUGCGCCUCUUACGAGACCCGCUUCCGCACUGCAAUUGGAUUCAGAAAUCGACAAUAAUAGAGACGAAUCCGACCGUCCACCGCAGCCAGCAAUAUGGUCGUCUGUUGCCCGGCGGCGCACCGACUUGGUGCCGACAUUGCCGGCGCCUCGAGCCCCAGGUAGGGCCUACUCCAUGACGAGACUCGACAAGAUCCCCUCGCAGCGACCUCUACACUCGGCCUCGCCUUCGAUGCAUCACCUCAACAGGACUCAGACGCGGUCCGGUGAUACAACCCCUGGAUCCCGGCCCGGCAGCGCCAUGUCCAACGCCACCGGCGUAAUGCGCCGCGCCACCGCCGGUACCAGGAAGCAGCGGCCCGCCUCCAUAGCGGGCACAGGUGUUAAUACACCACGAGGUGGCGGUGACACGAUGUCGCAGAGCGUCGCGACGACGCCGUCGGUGUCCCGCGACGGCACCGUGGCGGGCGGUGGAGACGUUCCACGUCGCCCACAAAUCACGCCACGCCGCCCGCGCCCCGUGUCCAUGCACGCUCCCGUUAAACUCGCUCAUGUUACGCCCACUAAUCCAGCAGACGGCAAGCCGCCGGUUCAUCGAAAGCCAAAGCCAUCCAAAGAGGAAAAGACGCCACGCGGUAAGUCGAUUUCAGUGUCACCGGGCCGUAUGCUGUCACCGUCGCCGGGCCGAGCACUCUCGCCCUCGCCCUCACCUGCCGCUUCCAAAGAGCCCAGUAUCGACAAAGAAGUUCACGAGCAAAACUUCAGCGAUAAGAAUCAAGUGAGUGCUGAAGAGGUGACACAAAAACUAGAAGCAUUGCAGAUCCAAAACGGGGAGGAGCAGAUGAAAGCUCACAACCAAAACGUAGGUGAUAAGGUCAAUGAAAGCAAACAAAUCGUAGAAGAUAAGCAAGACAAAGAGGAUCAAAAGUCCACCGAAACGAAGACAGAACCGAAGCCAGACAAGAAAGAGAACGACAAGAAGGAAUCAGCUUCGGACAAGACUGAUGAUUCGGAUAUGACAGCAUCGAUGACCGCGCGACGCAUUACGACGGAAGAACAGGCAAAGGCUGCGCUUGCCGAGCGACGCCGUCGCGCCAGAGAGGAACUUGAGCGGCAGGCAGAACUUGAGAGGCAAAGACUGCAACGUGAGGCUGAGGAGGAGGCUGAACGACAGCGGCAAGAAGAGGAGAGGCAGCGGCGGGAGGAAGAGGAAGCGCGUGAGCUCGCGCAACUGCAGCGCCGCAUGGAGGAGGAGAAACUGAGAAAGGCUAUCGAGGCACAACAGCAGUUAGAGCGGGAAGAAGCGGAUCGCAAAGCACGCGAAGAAUCUGAACGCCAGGCCCGCCUCAAGGAAGAGGAAGACAAAAGAAAGGCUGCCGAAGAGGCAGAGAAGCUGCGUAAGGAAGAAGCUGAGAAGGAAGAGAAAGAACGCCUCGCACGUAAACAACGCGUUGAGGCGAUCAUGGCUCGCACUCGGCUGAAGAAGGCGGAAGAAGACAAAAAGGCGCAAGAGAACAAAGCUCAGGUGAGCCAAGGCACUCCAGCCGCGGCAUCUCCGUCCGUAGGUGCGCCGAUGCAGUCGUCUGACGCCGCCGCGCAGCCGGAACAGCCUGACAACGGCAACGCCGUAGUCACCGGAGAUUUACUAGGAUUUACCACCAGUCAGACGCAAGAAACCAAAAUUCAAGAGGUGGCACUUCAAACGAAUACCACCACCCCAGCGACAGUAGAGACGAAUACGAACACUACCCCCAACAACGGUAACGUCACUGCCGAUCUUCUGGGACUGUCCGAACAAAAUAAUAUUGAGGACAAAACCCAAGCGCAUACGACCGCAACAAACAACAAGCAGCAAGUUAUAUAUAAUUCACCAAACGCCAACGCGCCAACGGAAACAAACAACGGUAACGUCCAGCACGUAUUGGAACCAACUUCUAACGUUGGUCACAUAUCGGCCAACUUCAUACAAACAGAGCGCAUGUCCGCUGAACAUAGUCAAACAAAAUUGCCUGAAAAUGUACCAAAACUAAUCGAGGACGAUUUCACAGCACAUAACGGUCACGGGGCGACUCACAAUCAUCCUCUGACGUUGCAAAACGCGAUUUAAAUCAUAACACCUAGGAUUGAUCUUUGAAUGCAAUUAGUAUUCAUGCGUAUAUAUUGGCUGCGCAAUGCUAGUUAUGAAUGUAUAACUGCACUCACUUAACGUAUUAACUUUUUAAAGUAAGUCAACGCGUGUCUAAUAGGUACAUAUCGCGACGCACAUUUUUAUUUUAGUUUAUCAUUAUUAUUUUUUAGUCUAUUUAUCUAUCAAUGCUAAAAAAUGAAAAUGAACCAUAUACAAUUGAAUUGAAAUUUAUAAUAAAAAUAAUACUGACAUUGUUCAAUUAGUGUCUAUUGUAGAUAGAUUUUCAAUUGCUGUUGAAUGCAGACACGGGUGUAUAUUGAUGUUUGCGCAUUAGGUCGCAGCCAUUAUGUAAGCGUUGAAACUGUGUGUUGGCCGCUGCUGCUCCAAACUAUCACGUAUAAUACUAGAGAGUAUACAUACGGACCUUACGGAUGGAAUCAGAUAGAAAUAAUUAGCAAAUGCCGGUUCCUAAUCAACAUCGAAACUAACACCAUUUUGUAUCUAAAACGAAAGUUUAUUUCGUGUAUUGUCACAACACGAAAUUGACACCGUGCGAUAUUUUUCGUAAAGAAAACGAGUAGCAGUGUGUUACAGAGACGAAACUAAUUUAUAAUAAUUAUUAAUGCAUUUAUAUUGCAAUCCUUGCAAUUCUAUAUUGCAAUUAUACCAAGAUUGGCAAUUACCAUUCGUAGCUUUUUAUUUUGCUAAUUAAGAGCAGAAAAUAAUUAACGGUCAUAAUCACUCGCUUGUAUAAUUAUCUUCACAUUACUUAAAAAAAAAUCAUAUUUAAAUAAAUAUCGUUUUCCUUAAAAUUGAGGUAAAGAGUGGAUUAAAAUUAUAUAUCAUUAGAAUCCGGGAGUAAUUGAAUUACUGUUAUUCAUUAUUAUUAAUUAAAAGCGUACCAUCAUCAUCAGAUCUUUUCGGUAGUAUCACUGACAGGUUGUGUAUUAGUAGCUGUGUAACAGUAGUCUAUUGCGCAGCGCGUAUUACAAUUACCUUUUAUAAUUAUUAGUUUGUUUUUUGUGAUGUUUUUAUUAAAGAAAUUAGUUUUCGGUUGUAAACGUGUACUGGUGAAAGUGACAAACUUGCGUAGAAAAUUUGGCUUGUCUCUGUAAAUCAAAUUGACCGACCGCCCGUUAGCAACGGCGAUGGACCAAUAGAGACAAGGGACUAUAUUGCGGCUGCAAUAGAUUUUAUUAAAAAUUGCAUUCGCCUUUGCGUGCAUUGGCAACUAUACUACUCGGACUGAAUUUAAAAUAGGUAGAUGAAAGAUUAUGCCAUUUGAACAUAACCAGUGAUAAAAAAGAACUUGAAAACGAACUAUUGCGAAAUAUAUGAGUUUAGUAUUGAGAGUUUUUCAAAAUGGCUCAUAUGAUCAUCUUAGAGUGAAUAUUAUGAUGAUGUAAUUUGAUUUCUAUGUAAUUGUUCAGGACGAAGAUUAAAACGUGGUGUAAUAAUGUUUGUAGUUAGCGUUUUAAUUGGUUACAUUAUACCUGUUUCAGAUACUAUAUUACUUUAAUAAUAUAUUUGAGCAAGAAGUUUACAAGUUUUUCUUCAACAAAAAUUAAUAAAAACGAACUAUGUUAAAACGCGUAUGCGAGAUAUUCACUCUAAGACGACGAUAUAAUGUUUUCGUAUCCGUGAUAAUUAUCACACUGACAUUCGUUUACAUCUCCAACCAUUUUGGUUGCUGCAGAGACGAGUAGUGUUACUCGGAAAUUUGCAGUACGACUUGAUACAUCACAACAAAAAUAGUAACCGGAUUACAAGUACUUUACAACGGAAAAAUUAUUUCAGGAAUUAACAUUUGCAGAAGUGUACGAAGUGGGAUACAGUAAACGGAAUGAAGAAUCAUAUCAUGAUAGUCGAGUCAGUAUUUUAAAAAAUUCAAUUCUAACUAGCAGAUCUAGUGAUUCCCCUCGAACACUUCGUUUUAACAAUGUAACUCGACUAAGGCAAAUAACAGUGUAUUAAGGUAAACAUAACAAUUUAAGGAUAUUUAUAUAUAGAUAGAUAUUUAUAGUUUCAGUUUUUGCGUUUAAUGACUGGUUUUUUUUGUUGUUGUCAGACAUCAAGCAGAACUGGGGUCUAAACAUCUGACUUGAAAGUUGGCCCAAUAUGAAUGAUUUAAUGAUGAUUAACGUUUCAAUCUGACAUUUUACACUCUGCGUAAUACUAUCUUUCUAGUUGGACUCUCACGUCGUAGCUCGUUUAUUACUCGUGUCACCCGUUACCAAACAAUGUGUUGAGAUUUUACGAAACGUCUGUAAUAUUGAACUAACACCUAUAGUUACUACUCCUUAAAGUAUUUAUUUACCUUAAUACAAUUACAAACAAUUAGUUAUUGGACUAAUAAGUUAUUUACUGUAUGCAUAAACUUUUGUAUUAUAAGUAGUUAGCGUUCAAAAUAUAAAAUAUCCGUUUUAAUUUUGCUACUGUUUCCUUAUUUAAUUUAUACUCAGUUUAUAAUCAAUAAUAUCAUAUUAACAAUCUGAGUCCGCUACUUCUAUUUGUACAAUGUAUUAAAUUUGUAUUUGUUAUACAGAUGUAUUUCAACCUAGGAAUAUUAUAUUAAAUCAAUUGCUUUCAUGAAGUGGCUUUAAUGGGAAAUUCGCCAUUUUUAAAUAGUUUAUUCCUUAUGUAUAGUGUAAUAGGGUGUACUAUAGUAACACGAAUGUUCCACAUUAUACGAUCAGUCUUUAUUAUACUAUAAUAUUAUUAUGAAAUUGUCAUAUUUAUGUACCGACUCGUACUUGUUUGUAUUCCUAUAACACAAUGUGAACGUAAUAUAAACGGUGGAAAUUGGAGAUAAAUGUUUAUAGCUACAGAAAAGCUGACCUCACUUGGUCCUACAGAGGCCAAGUAUUUGAUUCUAAAGAGACAGAUUGUAACAGGAGCGAAUGGCAUGAAAUCAGUUUUGUAAAAAUUGCCUUAUUAACUAUUAAAUUUUUUCAAAAUUGUGAAUGCCAGUCGAAAUACCUUCAAAGGUUUGUGGCCUCUUCCUGUCCCGAUGGGAAAGGGUAAUGAAGUGUAUUUGGUAUGUAUGUAACUCUUUCAAAAUUCAUGCAGUCUUCAGGGGUCGUUUUCCUGUAGCUAAAAUUGCUGGCCUCGCUGAUCCGUCUCAAAUUUCCACCCUGUAUAUUAUUUUUGCUUCAUUCAAUUAUAGCUAUCAUACCUACAAGGUAUUACAAAGGUGUGGCUUACUGUAGCGAUUAGCAAAAGUAUAUUUUUUCUAUUAUAUAAUAAGUGAUAGCACACUGAAUGGAUUGUUUUAAAGUUUGACUACUACGAAUCUGGUUUAUCAAAAACCAGUCGCGUAAAAUAGAUGCGUCCCAUUUUUUACAAUCAGAAAUCGAUGUUCUGCUAUAGAGAUCAACUCCAAGGCAAAAUAGUAAUCUCUUAUUUGUAAAGUCGUGCUAGGCUUCACAGUUUGCCUUUCAUUAUGGUUCACAUACCGAACGCGGAGUUGACAGUAUUGUAAAUUUUAUUUGAAAACCCCGGCGUUUUGGUAAGCUUGACAACUGGGAAGCACCUUUUGUAACACCAAUUGUUAAAUAUAAUCUAAACUACAAACUACGAGUAACAUGCAUAAUUAAAUGUGCAAUCAUAAUUACGUAUUUUGAAUAACGACGCUGUGGUAAACAAGCCUUAUUGUUUAUAAUAACAGUGUAUAACAUUGUCACUUUUGCUUAAAUUAGGUUCUUUUGCUAAUUGUACAUUUAUUAAAAUAAUCAUGUAUUCUGAUGAUU